Molecule: messenger RNA, 2148 nt
Organism: Paramecium tetraurelia
Lineage: Eukaryota; Ciliophora; Oligohymenophorea; Peniculida; Parameciidae
Exons: 4
Biological process (GO): autophagy; protein autophosphorylation; autophagosome organization
Cellular component (GO): autophagosome; cytoplasm
Molecular function (GO): protein serine/threonine kinase activity; ATP binding
Source: RefSeq, a predicted model, not a curated record
AUGUAGAGCAAUUGUGCUUCUUAAUCACUAGAAAUGGUAGCACAGAAUUUUUAAACUUCAGUGAAGAAUUUAAGAAGGUGGUAUCGUGAAGGAGUAUAAAGAAAGCCAGGUUGCGGAAGAAAGAAGUUAAAUGAAACUGCAGAAAAGGAACUUGCAUUAUGGAUAAUAAAUGAGUCAAUCAAUUAAGGGAAAAGAAUAAGAAGGAAUGUGUUGAAGGAGAAGGCAAUUGAAUUGUUCAAGGAUCCUCAAUUUAAGGCUUCAAAAGCUUGGUAGGAUGAGUUCAUAAAGACUCACGAUAUCAAAUUUCUAGUUAAUAAAGAGCUUUAUAAUAGAGGAAUGCUUAAUAGCUUGCAGGCUUAAAAAUUGGAGGAAUAGUUGAAUAUCAGGGAAUAAGGAGGAUAGUUAGUGAUAAAACAAAAACAACAAUCAGAAGACAUACCCACUGAAACUAAGUUAGAGGAGAAGAGAGAGAGAGUGAUUACUAGUCCCUUUGAUUAGAAGGAGGAAGAAGGAGUUUUUAAGUUGAUCAGGGAUGAGGGAGCAGCACAUGAAUUGGAUUAUUUAGAUGAGUGGUAGAUCAAUUAGGGCUCGAUGAAUUUAAUUUAUGAAGAAGAAGAUGGACUAAGGGAUGAGAUUUAGGAUGUGUCUGAGGUGUACUUCCCGAAACUAAAGAGAGUAAUUGAUUAAUUUAACCAAUAUAUAAAUAUAUUAUAAGAAAAGAAAGGAAAUUAUUUAAACUUGGGUUAAAAAGGGAGAAAUUUAGAUUUUUAAUAUUAAUUUUUCACUAAUACAUAAAUACUUAUAAUUUUGAUAAUAAUAAUGAAUGCUGUUUCACUUUUAAUUGAUGAACUAAAUGAUUAAAUACUGGCAGAUCAAUUUUAAUACAUAGAUUCGAUAGGAGGAGGAUCUUAAGGCAAGGUUGUUAAGGCUUAGAGCAAAGGCCUAAAUUAAAGUGUCGCAAUUAAAAUUAUUGAAAGACAUAAAAAUAAAGCACAAGAUUAGGAAGCAUCUCUGUUGGAGAAGUGUAAUCAUUAUAAUAUUGUACAUUUUCAUAAAUUGCUUUAUACCCAUAAUCAUUUGUAUAUCAUAAUGGAGUACUUGCAAGGAAUAACCCUCUAGGAGGUAAUGCAAAAGCAACUGCGGGAAAACAAAAUGAGAAAUCUUAUUAAACAAAUUUUAGAAGGCUUGAGUUAUUUACACAACCAAGGGAUUAUUCAUCGAGAUUUGAAGCCAUCAAACAUAUAUUUGGUUCGAGAAAACAAUAAAUCCAUUGUUAAGCUGAUUGACCUUGGACUUAGUUAUUAAAUAUGUUCACAUAAAAUAGCCAAUAAGUAAUGCGGUACAUUACUAUACAUGGCACCAGAAUUGGCAUAGGAUGUCCCUUAUAAUCAGACCGUAGACAUUUUUGCCCUCGGGAUUAUUUUUUAUUAGUUAUUUCAUGAUGGAAAACAUCCAUUCUACGUUCCUGGCAUGAGAAGUUCUGAUUACUUCAAAAGAUUAGCAAAAUUGGAGUUUAAUUUGGAUUUUAAAGAGAAUAUUCCAUCCAUGGCAAAAGAUUUUAUUUAAAAAACAAUGGCUUUAUCCCCUGAUGAUAGAAUGUCAGCAUAUUAAUGUUUGGAUCAUCCAUGGAUUAAGAACGUUGAACAAUAACAAUAUCCAAUCACUACAAAUGAAAUCAUCUCAACAUUUAUAGUGAAAUAGAAAUUCAUAACAAUUAUCAAGGCCUUAAUGAUCUAAACAUAAUUAUUGUAAUUAUCCAUAAAGAGGGAACCAAGCGAGAGUGAGAGUAGAUAUUAUACUAAAUCCUAUUUAACAGAAAUCGAUUCAUAGUAAGAAUAAGAAUUCGUUCAUUUACGCUUUCCCAUGAGUUAGAGAGAUAAGCUUCCCAAAUCCAAAUCGAAAAUGCUUAAAACUGUCUAAGGCACAUUCAAUACGCCUUAAAUGAAAAAAAGAGAGGUUUCAAGAUAGUGCUUAGCUUUCAGCUUUUUAGGUUCCCCAAAAUUCCUAACACCCUAAGCUCACACUAAAAGGAAUCUUAAAACACCUUCUCCUCCUUAAUUUAGAUUGCCAUCCAUUAAAUCGCCAAAAUAAGUUCAAAUUCCGAAGAUAUCUAAUAUUAUAAAUAAAUCUAGAUUUUUUUAAUAAUGA